AUGUUUCAAAGUGAUCCGGAUGGCCAAACUUGUCGGAGAAGCUGCACCUGCCAGCGCUCCCUCAGAUUCAGGCCCGUCCUCUUGACGGCCCUCUGCUUCCUAUGCAGCCAGGUGGCCUUCCAGCUGUGCGGCGCCAAACCGCGUGGGCAGCGGCUCAGGCUCUCAGCCGUCGCAGCCGCUCCUGUGAACGGCCUGGAGAUCGGCGACGCGGUCACCGCCACCGUGGUCUCCGUCGGCGAGACCUGGGUGGAUGCAGACGUCGAGGGCGCCGGUCUGCGCGGUAGGAUGCACAAGUCCGACCUGACCACGCUGCGCAUCCGGCAUGCCAGGGAGGUGGUCAAGGUCGGCGACGUUGUGAAGUGUUUCGUGAAGCAGCUCAAGCAAGAUCGUCCCGUGCUGACGAUGCAGGACGUCUUCGCCAACCGCACGCGCCUCUCGGAGCUGCAGCCAGGGCUGGCCUGCGACGCGAAGGUGGUGCACGUGAACAAGCACAUCGGCGCCUUUGUGGAUGUUGGCGCCGUGACGUCGGCGCUGGUCCCACGAAACGAUUUCGAAGGCUGGACAGAGGGAGCAAACUUGGUGCAACCUCAGCUUUUUCCGGCUAGCGGUGUUUCGGUUCAGUGGCUUUCAGCAGUCAUGAUUGGCGGCGUGGUGGAGUCCUGGGAGGAGCUUUGCCCCAAGACGAAGGGGAAGGCGGCGAAGAAGGCCAAGAAGGAGAAGAAGGAGCAGAAGCCGGUGAUUCACCAGGCCUCAGCGCAACGGACGCGAAAGAAGCUGCAAGCGGGCCCGCACGUGCCCCUUGUGGCUGCUCCGGAACCCGAAGUGGAGCCCGAAACCGAUGACAACUGGGCCUGGGCGGCCUGGGAUGCCUGGGCGCCUCCACCUUCGGCCGAGCUCGAGCUGGACUUCUUCGCCGUGCCCAAAGAUCGCGAUGGAGACGCCGUCUGGGAAUUCAAGGUGGGAGCACCACCCAACAUCAAAGAGUGCAUCGAAGUUCCAGUCGAAGUUCCAAAGGUCAAAGCAACCGACUGGACCGUGCAAGAAAGCUGGGAAGACAUGUGCGACUCCGAUGCUGGCAGCACAGCCGACGAGUCGCGGACCAUGGAGCGCACGCUCCCGGAAGGCACGACUGUCAGAGUCGAGGUGACAAAGGUGGACACGAGCAAAGGUCACAUCACUGCCAAGCUCUUGCCCGACAGCACGGAAGCUCUGACAGACUGA
Messenger RNA from Symbiodinium sp. CCMP2592, 1221 nucleotides. NCBI's taxonomy places the organism in Eukaryota, Dinophyceae, Suessiales, Symbiodiniaceae. The record is from the annotation of a GenBank genome assembly.